This is a messenger RNA of Pyrenophora tritici-repentis Pt-1C-BFP, 1518 nucleotides long. The record is from RefSeq and is a predicted model, not a curated record. Lineage: Eukaryota; Fungi; Ascomycota; Dothideomycetes; Pleosporales; Pleosporaceae.
AUGCCUACAGCCGAGCAGACCGAAGCACCUACACAGAGCGAAUCUACGUCAGACCCUCAACCUGAGCCUCACUCCACAACUCCAUUUCGUACUCCCGAUCAGCAUCCUUCCGAGCCUCCUACUGACCCACCUGCUGAACCUUUAUCUGAGGAGACUCCUCCUGCAACUGAGCCUGAGCCUGCACCUGAAGCAAAGUCAGAGGCUGCCACUACAGCUGAACCUGAACCCGCUCCUGAGCCUGCACCCGAAGCCGAGUCAGAGGCUGCCACUGCAGCUGAACCUAAACCCGCUCCUAAGCCCGCUCCUGAGCCUGUACCUGAAGCCAAGUCAGAGGCUGCCACUACAGCUGAACCUGAAUCCGAACCUGCUCCCGAAACCUCAUCUAAGCCUGUAGCUGAAACCAAAGCCGAACCAGAAGCUACAAACGAUCCAGCUCCUGAAUCCGUACCUGACGAACCAGUGUCAGAUCCUGCGCCUACAACAGAUUCUGCACCCGAGGAAGCAUCAGAACCCACAGCUGAGCCUCCUGCAGCACCUACAGAGGAGCCUACAACAAAGCCUGAAGCUACUGCAGAUCCAGAAUCGACGCCUGAAAAGUCUGAGGAACCCCCAGUCGAGCCCAACCCCCCUACAGAGCCAGAACCAGAAGCAACGCCUGAGGAGCCCAAAGACCCAGGCGAGUCUCCAGCUGGACCGGAACCGUCAACGGAGGCAGUACCUAAGGGGUCAGAACCAGCAAUCUCGCCGGUUGAUCCUCCUCCACCAGUAGACGAACCAGUAGACGAACCUAAGCCUACCGAAGAGCCAGUACCCGAGAAUUCGGAAGACACCCCAGUUGAGCCGCCUGCUGCCAAAUCAGAAGAGUCUGCUGCAGAGCCAGCACCCGCGGAGCCAGAGAAGCCUGUGGACGAAGCCAAGCCUACCGAAGAGCCCGUGCCUGAGGGCUCGAAAGAGUUGCCAGCUGAACCUCCUGUUGCCAAAGUAGAGGAACCUGCUGCAGAUCCAGUGCCCGAGGAACCAUCUGAUCCACCUGUUGAGCCCUCUGCACCACUGGUAGAAGAACCUGCAGAAGAACCUGAAUCUGUACUGGAAUCAGCACCCGAAACCCCCACCGAAGCACCUCAAGCUACGCACCCCGGGGUUAUGCGUAUGGCCGUUCCCAAGCCUGAGAAUACCCAAGAACCUGCCGUCGAACCUCCUAUGGAAUCACAACCCGACCCUAUGGUAGAGCCGAAACUGGAGGACACACCUAAAGAACAUGAAGGCCUGAACAGGUAUUUGAAGAGCCUCGAGCUUUACCGCUUGUUGCAGAACCAAUCUCCGAACGCACAGCAGAGCCAAUUGAAGAGCCGGUCGAGAAACUCCAAACGAUGCAAACGCGACAGGUUCAAAUUCAUCGCUGCGAUGCGCGCGCCCCACGAGUCCGUCCCUAUCCUCGUCCUGCUCCGACAGAAGAAGAAGGCAGGCGAAGAUGUGAAGGGUAUUGCAGACACGAUGCUUGCGGCAGUGGGGUCAUGA